AAUUCGUUGAGAAAAUGUAAACAUGACAGUUUUUCAAGCAGUCUGGGAUCAUGUGAGUUGAAGAGCACACGGCAAUUAACGAACAUGAAGCCAACUAUAGAUUUCAAGGAGUGCUUGAAAGAUUCUCCUAAAUUUCGAGCCGCCUUGGAAUCCGCUGAAACGGACAUUGAUGUCUUAGAAGCCAGGCUAGAGAGACUUGUGAAGUUAUGCACAUUGAUGAUAGAGACUGGGAAAUCCUUCAAGCGUGCUAGUAGUGAUUUUGUUACUGGUGUUAGAGAUUUGGCAGCAUAUUUCAAAGAUGACAACAUGAUGUCUGAUGAUACAAAAGUAUCAAACUGUUUGAAUAAAUUUGCCCAUGAAAUGGGGGAGAUGUUAAAGUACUUUAAUAUUUUAAUGGACCAAGCCAAUAGAUCUGUGUGUAAAAAUCUCAACAAUUUUGUAAAACAAGACAUUAAACAAGUGAAGGAUUCUCAGAAAGACUUUGAGAAGGCGAGCAGUGAGUUAGACAAUGCCAUCAAUAGGAAUGCCAGCGUGCCACGCACAAAGGCUCAGGAGUGUGAGGAGGCAGUCACCAUGCUGAAAGCAAAAAAGUCAUGCUUUGCCCACACCUCUGUAGACCAUGUAUUUCAGAUUAAUAUAUUGAAUUCAAAGAAAAGAUAUGAAAUAUUAGAAACAAUGCUGUCCUUUAUGCAUGCUCACAGCACAUUCUUUCAUCAAGGUCAUGACCUCUUUAAGGAGUUUGAGCCUGAGAUGAAGAAUGUGGCCACCCAGGUGGAGAGUCUAAGUGCCAAAGCUAGUCAAGAAAGAAAGGAGAUGGAAGAGAGGCAUUCAUUGGUGCAACAAAAGGACCUGUCAGACGUAGAAGGAGAAGAGUCACCAAUGGAAGGCUAUUUGCUCAAAAGAACCAGUAAAGGUUUCAAAACAUGGGUCCGGCGAUGGUUCAGCUUAGAGAACAGUCAGUUAUUGUACAUGAAGCGAGGAUCUCGAGAGUACUCAGUAAUGGAGGAGGAUAUCAAACUGUGUACCGUUAAGCUGGUGUACGACACGGACCGCAGAUUUUGCUUUGAAGUUCUGUCACCCUCAAGUUCUCACAUAUUACAAGCUGAGUCGGACCAGAAUCUGCAGUUUUGGUUGAACAACGUCCAGACAGCCAUUGCAAAAGCCUACAAAGCCAUGGAACACCGGAGCAACUCAGUGGACACAGAUGAGCAUCUCCAGAAGAACUCUUCCACCCCCUCUAGUCCAAAUCUGACAUCCACUCCUGACAAUCAACAGAAACAGCAAAGCAAAUCUCAGCAGAGGAUGGACCAAUUACUAUCUGUCCCUGGGAAUUCUCACUGUUGUGACUGCGGAUCACCAGAACCUCGCUGGGCGUCCAUCAACCUAGGAGUCACACUGUGCAUAGAGUGUUCAGGGAUUCACAGGAGUUUUGGUGUUCACAUGUCGAAGGUUCGUUCCAUCACUCUAGAUGCAUGGGACCCAGAGCUACUGAAAGUAAUGGUAGAAUUAGGGAAUGAUGUGGUCAACAGAAUUUAUGAAGCUAAUUUGAAUGAUGCAGUGGCAUUGAAAGCUACGCCAGAGUGCAACAGAUCAAUCCGAGAAUCAUUUAUACGGGCUAAAUACUUAGACAAGGCAUUUGUAAGUAAAUUACCUGGACCAAAAUCUUCAAAUAAGGUCAAAGGUUGGAGUGUCAGGCGGAAACCCAAACGAUCACCCUCUCGAGAUGUUGCUGAGUCACAGGAUAAUUCUGAGGAAGACUCAGACCUCACCAGUGGAAUCAUGGAAGCCCCUGUAGAGGGAGCUGUUUUGUCAGUCAGCAAUAGCAGUGGUCGGGAUAAUGACAGUGGACUUGGUGUCAGUGCUGAUGUCAUCGUAUUUGGAAAGGAAAUAGAAAAUAUCGGAAGAAGUACGCACAUUUCUGAUAAGUUGUUGAUAGGUAUUGACCUUGAAAGUUCAGAAGGGUCAGAUUUGGAGGAGGCUGAUGAUACCACUUCCACAACCUCUUGGGAAGACAUGAGUAAACUUGACCCUAAUCUGCUGCUGUACAAGGCCACACAGGCCCGUAAUCUCCCCGUCAUGUUGGAGGCCUUGGCCAACAAAGCCGACCCGAACUGGGUUAACCAGGAGGAGGAUGGGAAGACACCACUGAUGAAAGCCGUAGACAAAGGUUCACUAACAGUCACAGAAUUUCUGCUGUUGAAUGGUGCCAAAGUUGACCGCAAAGACAAGUCGGGAAGAACUCCUCUUCACCAUGCCACUAUCAAAGGACACACGGGACAAGUGUGCCAGUUCUUAAAGAGAGGGGCAGAUCUACACGCUGAAGACGAGAGUGGGCAGGACCCUCUGAAAAUUGCCAUUAAUGCUGCCAAUGCAGAUAUUGUAACACUAUUGAGAUUAGCCAAAUUAAAUGAGGACAUGAAAGAAGAUGGCGGAAAUCCAGGAGAUGAAACAUUCAACGAUGUGUUCAAAGACUUCACCCACAUGGCAUCCGAGAAUCCAGAGAAACUGAAACGCAAGGACAACCCUGAUCAAUAGCCUCUGUGUGACCCCUGCUGACCAGUAGGGGGGUAAUUGUACAGUUCCUGCUGACCAUUCCAUAGUGCAGGAAUAGUCCACUAUUACACAAUGUGUUCUCUAAGUUUCCAGCAGCUAGUAACACUUGAAGUACAGCCAUUUCUCAUCGCCAUUUAUUUGGACAGGCCUUUAGAGAUUACUUUUGCAUUGCUUAUCUAUCAGUUUUUAUAUUGUGUAGAUGUAUGACAUUUCAGCUUAUUAUAUUUAUUGUUUACCAGUUCUCUUGCUUUUACUUGUUGACAUUAACACUGAAUGAACAAAUGAUAUAUACUAUGUACUUAAGCGGCUGUAGUACAGAACUGCUGCAACUACGUGAAAUGUGCUUCAUGAAAUUCAAUCUCUGAUUCUCAGAUCUUACCAUUGUAUAUAUAUGGAAACUUGUCGAUGGAAGAAAGAAAGUAUGAUAUUUAUACAUUCUUUUAAGCAGAAAACUAUAUGUCAUCAUAUAUCUAAUGUGAUAUUUUCUUAUCCUCAAAAUAUACAGUAGUGAUGAAAAUAUGGUAUUUUAGGUGAAUAAUAAAAGUCAAUCAAAAUUAUACAAGUUUAGUGCCAAUUCCACUAAAAUUCUGAAACUGGAUUUGUACAAUAUUGAAGACAUUCUUUCUGAUUUUAUGAAGUUUUUUGAAAAUAGUGCUAAUUUACCAACUAAAUAGAUCCCAGAUCCAUACUAAAGUAUUAUCAUUAGAGUGUAUGAGAAUGCCCAUGUGUCUAGUAUGUGUCGUCACACAUAGACCGUUGCUUUAUGUCUGUGAAUUAAAUAAUGAUGUAUUUACCCAUGUACAAUUUUAAAAAUAGGAGAAAAGAAUUAUUGCUUGAAAUGGUUAAUAAUUAGUGGGGCUUUCCCCCAGAUACUAUAUAUAGACUAUCACUAGGGUCUAGAAAUGCACGCUAUUUUCUGUAUGACAAUUCAAUGAUUAUCAUAUUGUGAAACCAUGAUGUUGGAGGUUAAAGAGGAGUGAAAUUGUCCAAUAACAUCUAAUUAGGUCUAGGGACUAGCAGACUGUGUAAACAAUCUGUCAUUAGCACUUGCUUAGGGUCAGCUUAUUGGAAAAUACUUUUAGUUAUUGUGAUUAGCUAUUUAAAGUGGAUCAGAUCAUGCAAUGGAAGUUUGCUGGGAAGAAGUUUUACUUUGCAGUUUGAUGCUCAUCAUACACCAAGAAAAUGCUUGUACUAAUCUAUCAUUCCCGUGAAUUUUUGCAUACUGCCAGGAGUCUGUGAACGAGGUUUAAAAGCAUUUUUGAAUGCCACCAGUACAUACAUGUACCACAUCUAGGGAUAUGGAGCCAAAUUUGGUCCAUCAACAGUUUGAAUUUUCAUCUGAAAUCUUUCAGAUUGAUUUUUUUCCCAGACUUCAACUCUUGAAAAAAAAAAAAAAAACUAUGAUGAUUUCACAUUCAGUUUUGUGUCAUUCCAUGUAAAUUUAACUUUUUAAAAAAAAAAAAUGCCAUUUUCACAUUUCAAAAACAUUUAUUACAUCAGUGUUAAACAAGGUUAUUUUUUCUACAAUUGAUGAAUCUUUUGAUGAGUAUGACUCUUGUUCAAUGAGUUGUUCUAUAUAUGCAGAAAAAGAAAUGUUACUAAAAUGUGCACAUUAUCUUCAAAAUUCUUUAAAAAUUCAAUGAAAAUUCCUGCAUGAUUAUAAAAGGUUCUUUUUAGUGUGUUGAGCUGGGAAAAACAGGUAUAUACAAUGUAUCUAGAUGAUAUAAAUAUUUAUAUCUCUCAAAAUGAUUAUUAACCUUCAUUUUGAAUCUAACUUCUGUUACAAUAUUUAAAUUGGUGCAUUGUGUACCAUUGACAAUGUCUCAGUCAUUUGUACACUUUUGUAUUCUUGCAGAAUUCAUUGUAUUGAAUACCUUCCUGUGGAUGUGCAAUAUGUAAUUUUAUUGAAACAAUUAUCCUUCCAUGUAUAUGUUGGUGAUGUGUGGAUUUCGAAUUGGUAAUUCUGGGUGCAUGUAGGGACUUCAUUUUUCCAAGAAUUUGUGCCAUAUCAUUUAUUGGAGCAUAUUUGAGAAAGGCAGUGUAUAAUUGGGGGGGGGGGGGGGGGGGGGGGGGGGUCCAGUCACCAAGCUUGGCAUAAAUGUUGCUCUAUUCAUUUUGAUGUGGAGUAAUUACUUUUUUGUAAUUUUCACAAUUUCUAGGUUAGCUUUGAAGCUGCUGAUUAGGGGCAGGUCCAGGAAAUUUUUAUUAAUUUUGGUUUUCAAAUUUACCACCCUCAAAAUGUAUUAUUUUUACCUAUUUUUAGCAAAAUUUUCUGAUUAGGGGGGGGGGGGGGGAUCUGACACCUGGAAACGCACACACACCCUCUCAAUUUGCCACUGCUGAGUGAGCUCUUUUCUAUGGCUGCAUGUCGGUCAUCAAACAUUUUAGUAAUCUUGGUGGAGUGUCAAAUGUGGCCAUUUAGUAACCAAUGGUAACCUGUGUUGGGAUAGGAAUUCCAAAAUCCCCCCUACGGCUUUUGAUAUGCCUCUUUAUUUUUUUAUUGCUGCCUGUCUACUCACCAUUCUCUAUACAAGUGUCCCCCUUAUGUUUCCAUAUUAAAAGUUUUGUUACAUUUAACCUGUAGUACAGUGCAUCAUCAACACAAAUGAAUUUAGACAAUAAAUUUACUCAUAAUGCAAAACAGUGGGAUCAAAUGAAAGGAGUAGGAACAGUGUGUUGAUACAUGUAUUAAUGUUAAAGGGUGUCGAGACUUUUUACUGAUAGAAUAUAUACUAGUAUAUAUUUGUUUUCCAAAAUGAAAUUUUGAUUGGAAUAAUUUCUACAGUAUCAGGGUUUUUUUUUUUUUUAUUAUUUUUUAUUAUCAUUUAUAGUAUUCUGUCGUGUAAUGUAAAAAAAAUAUAUAUAUACACAGAAAAUAAAGGGGGCCAGUGAUGGAAUAUUUGUGAUAUAUUGAGCUUAAUUGGUUUUUUAAAAAAUCAUAUACAAAGUAAAAAAAAAUGGAGACCAACACCUUGAGGUUAAAAUUACGGAAAAUCCACACUGCAUUAUCAUGAUGUGUUGGUGAUCUGUUAUAUUUCUUCAAGUUUAAAAAUCAUAUAGUCAAAAUCUAAGUAAGGUUAAGGAUAAUUUGAUAAUAAAAGUGAUGAAAAUGGAAAAUGCAGAUUGUGUGCCUUUUGCUCCAUAGAAAACUUCAUUUGCAAACUUCAAUGUUUUUAGAAUUGAUCUCCAGUUGGAUAUGGUACUUUAAUAUAGAGGGGUUAUAGGGCGAUAUGGUACUUUAUUAUAGAGGGGUUAUAGGGCGAUAUGGUACUUUAAUAUGGAAGGGUUAUAGGGCAAUACCCAAAGUUCUAGAAGUAUAACUUUUGUUAAAGAGCAUGUAUGUUUUUGCAAGUCCUGUGUGUUUAGAUUUAAUACUGAGUGGUGUGCUCCUUUUCUACAAAAUUUAAAAUGUCUAGUCAUGUUAGCUUUGUUUCAUACACAUUUCCUUCCCUCUUUUUGGAGAUAAUAAACCAUCAUAUAAGCUUA
This is a messenger RNA of Ostrea edulis (European flat oyster), 6039 nucleotides long. RefSeq names its product arf-GAP with coiled-coil, ANK repeat and PH domain-containing protein 2-like. The record is from RefSeq and is a predicted model, not a curated record. Gene Ontology annotation, cellular component: cytoplasm. Gene Ontology annotation, molecular function: GTPase activator activity; protein binding. Bases 85 to 2535 code for a protein of 816 amino acids. Lineage: Eukaryota; Metazoa; Mollusca; Bivalvia; Ostreida; Ostreidae. The transcript has 26 exons.